Trichoplax adhaerens is the source of this 2883-nucleotide messenger RNA. RefSeq lists its product as uncharacterized. Gene Ontology annotation, molecular function: structural molecule activity. Gene Ontology annotation, cellular component: cytoplasm; COPI vesicle coat. NCBI's taxonomy places the organism in Eukaryota, Metazoa, Placozoa, Uniplacotomia, Trichoplacea, Trichoplacidae. The transcript is spliced from 27 exons. The record is from RefSeq and is a predicted model, not a curated record. The coding region runs from base 1 to 2883 and encodes 960 amino acids. Gene Ontology annotation, biological process: intracellular protein transport; intra-Golgi vesicle-mediated transport; endoplasmic reticulum to Golgi vesicle-mediated transport.
AUGACUUCGUCGGCAGAACUGCCUUGUUAUACCCUGUUAUAUUCCCAAAAUGAUUCUGAAUCUCCAAGUGAGCUGAUACUGCGGAAGGAGUUAGAAUCAAAUGAUACCAAAGCAAAAAUUCGGGCUUUAAAGAAGAUCAUCAAUUUAAUUCUCAGUGGUGAAAGAUUGCCCAAUUUACUGAUGGUUAUCAUGAGAUUUGUUAUGCCCAGCCAGGAUCAUAAAAUUAAAAAAUUACUCUUAUUGUAUUGGGAAAUUGUGCCAAAGACUACUCCAGAUGGAAAAUUACUACAUGAAAUGAUAUUAGUUUGCGACGCUUAUAGAAAAGAUUUACAACAUCCAAACGAAUACGUACGAGGAUCUACUCUUAGAUUUUUAUGUAAAUUGAAGGAAGCAGAGCUUCUGGAGCCUUUGAUGCCUACAAUACGUUCUUGUUUAGAGCACAGACAUGCUUACGUCAGGCGUAAUGCAGUCAUGGCGAUAUAUACUAUUUUUCGCAAUUUUGACUAUCUCAUUCCUGACGCACCUGAAUUGGUACACGACUUUUUGGAAAGAGAACAAGAUGCUUCAUGCAAACGAAAUGCUUUUAUGAUGCUAAUACACGUCGAUCAGGAUCGUGCCCUUGAGUAUUUAAGCUCUUGCAUAGAUCAAGUUGGAAGUUUUGGCGAUAUUCUUCAGCUAAUUAUUGUUGAGCUCGUUUAUAAGGUUUGUCAUAGCAAUCCUAGCCAACGAACACGAUUUAUUCGCUGUAUCUAUAAUUUGUUGAAUUCAAAUUCUGCCGCAGUCCGUUAUGAAGCUGCUGGAACAUUAGUAACAUUAUCAUCAGCUCCAACAGCAGUUAGGGCUGCAGCAUCAUGCUAUAUCGAAUUAAUUGUUAAAGAAAGUGACAAUAACGUUAAAUUAAUAGUAUUGGAAAAAUUAAAUUCAUUACGAAAGAAUCCAAAUUAUGUCAAGAUUAUUCAGGAAUUGACAAUGGACAUUUUGAGAGUUCUUAACGCUCCAGAUAUGGAGGUACGAAAGAAGACAUUACAGUUGAUUAUGGACCUAAUCACUCCGAAAACUAUUGAGGAGGUAUGCAAUUUUAACGUGAUAUUUCAACAAUUUGUGGUUGGAAUGUUGAAAAAAGAAAUAACGAAAACUAUGAAUGCGACUGAAAAAGAAGAUGCUGCUAAAUACCGUCAUUUACUUGUUCGUACGCUGCAUACCUGUAGCAUUAAAUACCCUGAAGUUGCUGAAUCCGUCAUACCACUGUUGGUAGAAUUUUUGGGUGACGGCGAUGAAGUUGCUGGAAAUGAUGUCCUGGUUUUCAUGAGAGAAGCUAUGCAGAAAUUCCAACAUAUCAAACCAUUAGUUAUGAAUAUGCUUCUUGAUUCCUUUCAAGUUAUACGCACCCCUAGUGUUCAUAGAGCAGCUAUCUGGUUGUUGGGUGAGUACUGCGAUACACAGGAAGAAUGUGAGUCAGUGAUGAAUGAAAUUAAAAAAGGCCUUGGUGAUGUUCCAUUAGUUGAUAGUGAAUUGAAGAUGGCAACUGACAAAAGUGAAACUAAAGAAACUGCACAGCAAUCUUCUGGUCAAAAUUUAGUUACUGCCGAUGGUUCUUACGCUACCCAAGCAGCUAUUAGUGCGUUAUCGUCGAAAAAGGAAUUACGUCCACGAUUGAGAGAAUACUUGAUGGACGGUGAAUUUUUCGUUGGAGCAACAAUGGCUACAACUUUAACUAAACUAACUUUACGCUACAGUAAAUUAUGUGAAGAUACUGCUAGAAAGAACCGAUUUUCUGCUAGCGCUAUGCUGUACAUGGCGGGUAUUCUUCAUCUCGGUAAAUCUGGAUUACCGAAAAAGGCUAUCAAUGAUGAUGAUUUUGAUCGAAUCUCGGUUUGCAUAUCAGUUUUAUCAACACCAAGUGAUUUAAUGAUGGAUAUAUUUACAAAGGAGUGUAGAAAAUCUUUAUCAGAAAUGAUUGCUAAUCAAUCAGACAGUAAAGAAGAUAAACCAGAGGAUCUUGACGAAAUAGUUGUACGUGUACAAGCAGAUGAUCCAAUAUCAUUUAUGAGUAUCAUUGCUCCAUCUGAAGAUGACUUAGGCGAGAAUCAAUUUGAAGAGAGUCUUUCAAAAGCUUUAACCAGUACUACAACUAAGAAAGAUAAUCCACUUGACUCCCAAUUGAACAAGGUUCAUCAAUUAACUGGCUUUUCUGAUCCUGUUUAUGCUGAAGCUUAUAUUUAUGUUAAUCAGUACGAUAUUGUGUUGGAUGUACUAAUUGUAAAUCAAACUGGAGAUACGUUACAAAAUACUACCCUUGAAUUAGCUACGUUAGGUGAUUUAAAACUCGUCGAGAAACCUGUUCCAAUUACCAUAGCACCACGGGAUUUCUGUAAUAUCAAAGCAAAUAUUAAAGUAGCUUCUACUGAGAACGGAAUAAUUUUUGGAAAUAUUGUGUAUGAUGUUAGUGGAACGGCACAUGACCGCAACUGUGUCGUACUUAAUGAGAUACAUAUCGAUAUUAUGGACUACAUUAUGCCAGCAACAUGCACUGAUACUGAAUUUCGUCAAAUGUGGGCGGAAUUUGAAUGGGAAAACAAGGUUGUUACUGUUAAUUCGAAUAUUACUGACAUACAGGAAUAUCUCGACCAUAUUAUUGCCUCGACAAAUAUGAAGUGUUUGACUUCAGAUACGGCAUUAAAAGGCGAUUGCGGUUUUUUGGCUGCAAAUCUGUACGCAAAGAGCAUAUUUGGCGAGGAUGCCUUAGCUAAUGUAAGCAUUGAGAGAACAGCUGAUCAGUCUGAAACACCUGUUACUGGUCAUAUUCGAAUCAGAGCUAAAAGUCAGGGUAUGGCAUUAAGCUUGGGAGACAAAAUCAACUUGUCGCAAAAGAAGUCAUCAUAA